AAGUUAGCCAUGCCCAUGCCCUUCGUCACCGACCAAACCAACGGUUCCUGGCACACCUCGGACAUCUUCUCCCGACUCCUCAAAGAACGCAUCAUCUGCCUCAAUGGCGAAGUAGAAGAAACCAUCUCCGCGUCCAUUGUAGCCCAACUCCUCUUCCUCGAAGCCGAUAACCCUUCCAAACCCAUCGCUCUCUACAUCAACUCCCCGGGAGGAAGCGUCACUGCGGGCCUAGCAAUCUACGACACGAUGCAAUAUAUCCGCUCGCCCGUCACCACCAUCUGUCUCGGUCAAGCAGCGAGUAUGGGCAGUUUGCUACUCUGUGGUGGUGCCAAAGGACGGAGAUAUUGUUUACCGCAUGCGAGGAUUAUGGUCCAUCAGGUCAGUGGAGGGUAUUCAGGACAGGCAUCCGAUAUUGCGAUUCAUGCCAAGGAGAUUUUGAGGGUGCGGGAGCAGUUGAAUCGGAUUUAUCAGACGCAUUUGACGAAAGAGAAGACGUUGGAGGAGAUUGCGGGGGUCAUGGAGAGAGAUUUCUUUAUGAGUGCCGAGGAGGCUAAGGAGUGGGGCAUUGUGGAUGAGGUGUUGGAGAGGAGAGAUACGGACAAAAAGGACGCGGAGGGGAAGUGAAGUGAUGUGAUGUGAACAGAGAAGGUGCAUUUCAGGAAGUGAAGCCCAUCUUGAAAUGCUAGGUCUGGCUACUCUCUGGAAGAAAUCUCACCGCAUCAUCCAGACGAGAUCAUUACCUAUUGGUGAAGAAGCCGCACGCGGCCCAGAGGUAUACUCGACGCGAGUAUGAUGGACCUGGUCGGCACUCCAUGAACCCAUCAACAGGAGACAGCCUACCUCCACGAACACGACAGGUUUUGGUGGUAAACGCCCACGCCCCCCAGCGCAGCCAGCAACCCAACGCAUCCUUGCUAGCAAGAACUAGAACCACCCCAAAAGCCGGCAGCAUAGCCAGUGGAAAUCUAGAUCGCUAGCGCAUCUGGGUUGUGUCUCGUCUCUACGUUGCUGGUCCAUCGACGGAAGAAGAGCAAAAAAGCAAGACACCAAUAAUGAGAAGAGACCAUGAAACCAACGCAACUCAACGAUGGCAUGAAAAUCACAUGGAGUCAGGAAAGUGCCAAUAUCGGUACUUUAAGUGGCUUAGUGAACAUGACGACCUACAUGUAGGUAAGAUAAACAGAGCAGAACAAAGAUAAGAUCGCCAGCUUAGGUACAGGUAACCACGGCAGUCAAGAAUGAAAAGAGG
Molecule: messenger RNA, 1249 nt
Organism: Sphaerulina musiva SO2202
Lineage: Eukaryota; Fungi; Ascomycota; Dothideomycetes; Mycosphaerellales; Mycosphaerellaceae
Product: ATP-dependent Clp protease proteolytic subunit
Exons: 1
Coding region: 10-624 (204 amino acids)
Biological process (GO): protein quality control for misfolded or incompletely synthesized proteins
Cellular component (GO): endopeptidase Clp complex
Molecular function (GO): ATPase binding; serine-type endopeptidase activity; ATP-dependent peptidase activity
Source: RefSeq, a predicted model, not a curated record